This is a messenger RNA of Acytostelium subglobosum LB1, 1899 nucleotides long. RefSeq lists its product as hypothetical. The annotation marks the transcript as partial. The record is from RefSeq and is a predicted model, not a curated record. The transcript is spliced from 3 exons. Lineage: Eukaryota; Evosea; Eumycetozoa; Acytosteliales; Acytosteliaceae.
AUGACAAUGAACAUAAAUUUGUUAGUUCUAACAACAUCGUUGUUAUUGUUGGGUGUGAAUGCAUUUGAUUCACCAUUCCACCCAUCAACUCAACGUGUAAUAGACACAUUGUUUGAUUCCAUCCAACAAUCACAAUUCCAAUCGGACCAGUCAUUUGAUUUCUUCAAGUCCUGGCAUCAACAAAAAGGACUGUUUCCAACUGCUGUUCAUAUUAACUUUUGUGGUGAUGAAUUAAAGACAGAGGCAAGGAGACAGUUGGCCAUACCAGACAGUAAUAUGUUUGUUACAACAUUUAUGUUAUACACUCUGUUGGAAUCACAGAGAAUGGGCACAAUAUCAGGUGACGCACAUAUGAUAGACUUGGCUGUGGAAGCCUUGAUAUCAUAUUCAGAUGGCAACUCACCUCAAGGUAGUGGAAUCUACACAUUCUGGCCACAGGUCUAUAACUCUAGUGCUGGUAUCUUCUACCAGAGCCCCUACAACUUGGUCAGUUUGAUGAACGAGUUUGACACAUAUGAGGAUGCUGCUAUCUUUGUCGCAGAACUACUGAAAGAGUAUGGAAUCGUCACUGAUCUCAAGUCAAUGGGACAGUUCAUCAAGACAAUGCAGGUCGUCUUCCAUAUACCCCCAGACACGGACGACACUGGCUGCAACCUAGCAUUGGGUGGUGUUCUAUACGAGUUGCAGGACGACCUGCCAAACUCAUGGCGCAUGUGGUCAGGAAACAAUACCAACGUCACCUACACUCUGGAGCAAUAUAGUCGCUAUGCCUAUCGACCAUAUUCAAACCAAGUCGAUCAGAACUCUAUCGAUCCACGUACAUAUUAUAUAAUCAGAGGAUUCUUACAUCAAUGGAUUGCCGAUGGAAAUGCACCGGAGGAUCUAGUACUUCCUGGCACUUGGGUGGAUGCAAUCUCACAACAAUCAAGAUAUUUCCCAUACCUUCAGAUGCCAUUCAAUGAGAACAAUAUCGAUCUGUCAGUGGCAUGUAAUUCAUUGUUUGGCAUUGCCACGGUGAUCAAGCUGCAUGGUAUUGGUAUCAUAACACCAGACAUUGAACGUAUGGUAACAUCGAUAUAUAAGCUAUUGGCCUAUGGUAUCAAUAGUGAGAUAGUAUACUCAAGGCCAGACCUUGCCCUACUCUACUAUCCAUCCAUCUAUGAUUAUAGUUGGUUCGUGAGUAGGGUAGUCUUCUUCCUUGAGGAGUACAAUCAGACAUCUCCAGAUACAUUCCCUCAACUUUUGACCAACACAUUGGAAACACUUCGAUCAGUUAUGAUGAAUAAUGGAACCAAUCAGAUAGUAUCAAGAGCUCUGGAAGACCAACAAGGUGGAUUCUAUUGGCAAGAUUUCUUGGGCAAUGAUGACACUCUAUUUGGAAAGAAGAAAGAGUAUGGUGAGGACAGAUUCGCCAGCAGCGCACUGGCAUUGAAUGCACUGUACGACACUUGGACAUUUCCUAUUCCAGGUGGACCCAAGCGUGUGUGGCGACAGGAAACUCCGCCCACCUUGAAGGCCAUCAUCGAGGGUGGUGUAUCAUACCUAAAGGAUAACGUAAUGUUUGAUUCCUCCAAGACAUACAAUGCUUUCUUUAGUGGAUCUAUGAAGAGUAUGAGCUCAUUCCCUUUAUUCUUCCCAAGUAAUCUUUGUCAGUACUUCAAUGGCACGACAUGCAAUCCAAAUGCUCAGCCAGGAGGCGACACGAUGGAGAUCAUCGGUGCAGUGUCUGGCGUGAUCAACGAGACCGAGUAUCAACAAAUGUUAACCGAGACAUGGUUUGGCAGUGCAGUACCCAUCAGCUGGACCAGUUAUAAUCCAUCGGCAUUCCCAUACUGGUCAUCAACACCGCUCACCUAUGGACUGACCAUCCUGGCACUUUCAAAGUCGACGGUCACAGUU